UCGCUGUUUUCGCUAUCUAAUCUCUGGCCCUUGUGUGUAGUUUAUGUGAAUCAAGAAUACAACAGUUGAAAAAAAAAUCCUAAAAAUAACAAUAUAACCACGAGCGUAUCGGGGCAAUCCACACAUGUCAACAUCAAAAGCAAGACGCGUGACGUUCCAACAUUAACAUCGUGUGCACAAUUUUAUUAUUAUAAUAUAAUAUCGAAAAUCGAGUCGUCACCGUAAUAAUAUCAUUUUCUUCGAUUGAACUGACGAGCCAAAGUCUGAGCGAAGCCCACAAAUCUAAACAAUUCUUAACUGACCAGACGUGUUUAUAGAGGCGAUCACCGCAAUAAACGUCGUAAGCGCCAUCGACCCGCAGCGACCGGUCCCGACAUGAUGAGCCCUGGCGGCGACGCAAUGGCGGCAGACGCUAUCACCGGAUCCGAUGGCGCCGGCAGCGGCCUGUCCGACUUGUUGGCCGGUUCACUGGCCGGCGUGGCCGUCGUGCUGGUCGGCCAGCCGCUGGACACGGUCAAGACCAAGCUGCAGACGUUACGAGGCCUUUACUCCGGACCCGCGCAAUGUCUGGCGCACACGUACCGGAAGUCCGGUCUGCGUGGCCUGUACGCCGGUUCGUCGCCGGCCAUGGUGGCCGGUGUGGCCGAGAACUCGGUGCUGUUCGCGUGCUACGGCCUGUGCCAGCGCGCAGUGGCCGCGGUCACAGGGGCCCGGGACGCCAAGCAGAUGGACGCGCUCAGCAACGCGGUGGCCGGAUGCGCGGCGUCCGUGUUCUCGUCCGUGGUCCUGUGCCCUGCCGAACUGGUCAAGAUCAAGCUGCAAGCGGGUCGUGAGCUGGCUGAAUCCCGCGGGCAGCGGUUCCAAGGUUCCGUGUACCGCGUCACCAAGGACAUCGUGAGGCACCAUGGCCUUGGAGGUCUAUUCCGUGGACUGGAGAUGACAGUGGCCCGGGAAAUGCCCAGCUACUUUUGCUUCUUCGGAGUGUACGAGGCGGUCCGGGAGGCGCUGAAACCGGCCGGUCGAACCCGUGCCGACUGUGGCCUGCUGGCCACCACGGUGGCCGGAGCCGCGGGCGGUGUACUUCUGUGGACGGUCACGUUCCCAGUGGACGUGGUCAAGUCUCGGAUACAGCUGGACGACGCGAUGCCCACUCGCGGCUGGACCAUGUGCAUGUUGCACGUGUACAGGAACGAGGGCAUGGUCGCACUAUACAGCGGCCUUGCGCCGACGCUCGUCAGGUGCGUUCCGUCGUCCGCCGUGCUGUUCCUCGUCUACGAGUACACCAAAAAGCUGUUCGACACCUAGGUCAGAAGUGCUGAGGUGGCAUGGAAGAAGGUCCAGAACACACCUGUCAUUGGAGAUGGGUUAUCAAACUUAUCGGACUCUCGAACACCGCUGCAAACUUCGAGAAAUUCGAGAAAUUCGAAAAGUUUAAAGUUCGAUUAAAAUUAAUAUUCGAAAUCGAAUGCUAUUUAAAAUCAAACGUUUCAAACAGUUCAAGAAAAUUCAAGUUUGAUAUCGAUACUAUUAUAAAAUGUAUAAUAAUACCUACCUAUCUAUUUUUUACACAUUAAAUUAUGUACCUACCAAGAACGGUAAUAAUUAAUAUUAUAACAUUUUAAUAAUUAAAAUAGGGUAUAUUUUUUGUUUAAAAUUAAAACGGACUUAUGAAUUAAAUAGUCUAAAGGUUGAAAGUUCAAAAUGUUAGAAGAAUUCGAAAAAAGUUCCAGUAAAAAUGGAUUUGAGUAUGAGUUUGAUCUUGAAAAAAACCAAGUUUCAAAAAACCUACCUUUCUAAGAAAAAUGACAUAAAAAAUUACGCCAUUCUUACCCUCUUAAUUACGCCGUCAAUAUUAAUUAUAGAUAUUAUAAUGCUAUAGUACCUAUAAUUGUUUUUUUUUACAUUUUUAGCAAUCUAAGAUAAAGCUUAUAUUUUAUAUUAUUACUGUCUGACUAGUCUGACAUCUAGUUAUAUAUUUUUUUUUUUUAUGACAUAUGAAAUGCAUGUAAAUUUCUUGUAUUUAUCAUAGCUGUAUUUUUUAGAAAAUGUGUGAUUUAUAAAAAUAUCCUAUACUUUUAAACCUAUUACUAUUAUUAUAUUAAUGUUAUAUAAUUUUUAAUUAUAAUAAUAUUGAAAUCACAUUAU
Molecule: messenger RNA, 2145 nt
Organism: Acyrthosiphon pisum (pea aphid)
Lineage: Eukaryota; Metazoa; Arthropoda; Insecta; Hemiptera; Aphididae
Product: mitochondrial ornithine transporter 1
Exons: 2
Coding region: 376-1305 (309 amino acids)
Biological process (GO): mitochondrial L-ornithine transmembrane transport
Cellular component (GO): mitochondrion
Molecular function (GO): L-ornithine transmembrane transporter activity
Source: RefSeq, a predicted model, not a curated record